AUGCUAUCGAGCGCUCGCGCUGCCCUCCGCAGGCUCCGCCAGAGGGGCGGUCAUCGUGGUCAUGACGGCCAUACUAUCGCAUCUGCAUCGCCUAUCUCAUCCACGACAGCAGAGAGACCACCGGAUGACUCAGAAGACAAUCCACCUACUGAUCCAAAUCCCAUUGCCAUCCACCAGGCAGACUACAGCCUAGAUGGUUCAGCGGCUCAACCUAUACGCGUUAAGCGUGAUCAUUAUAUGUUUGUUUGUGUGAUCAAUGCCAAGGGCACCCCGUCGGGUAAUAAUUAUCACACGUUACUUCUACGGGAAAGGGGCCUGCAAGAUUUCGAUCCUACUUUGGAGGUACCGACAGAUCGUUACUUUUGUGGCGACACAAUGUUCCGUGUUGAAUUCCUAGCCUGGUGGGGCAGUAUAUUCGGCGAGUAUACUAAGUAUUCUCACAAUGUCUGUCUCAUGCUCACGUAUGAUGCUUCGUCGUUGGAAUCAUGGAAUGACAUGACCACCUUUUACGAUGCGCUUCUCCAUCGCUGCAAGAAAGGAGCCCGACCUAUUCUGGGGACGAUGAUCGUUGCUGUGGGCGACGGUGAAGGCGUUGUACCGGAGCAAGACGCUCAAGCUUUUGCCACUCAGCAUGAUUGUGCGUUUUCCAAGAUCUCAUCCAUCACUGGGCGUGGCAUCAACGCGGCAACCUGUACGCUUGUGGAGUUGGCGUACCACUUUCGUGAUCAGUUCCUGGAAGAUGAAAAGGGUACACAAUAUAGAUUAGAGAGAGCGGAGCUCCUUCGAGUGAUGACACCUUGGCCACUGCCAUGGCGCCGAGAAUUGUAG
This is a messenger RNA of Penicillium oxalicum, 828 nucleotides long. RefSeq lists its product as uncharacterized. The transcript is spliced from 2 exons. Lineage: Eukaryota; Fungi; Ascomycota; Eurotiomycetes; Eurotiales; Aspergillaceae. The record is from RefSeq and is a predicted model, not a curated record. Gene Ontology annotation, molecular function: GTPase activity; GTP binding. Bases 1 to 828 code for a protein of 275 amino acids.